Molecule: messenger RNA, 3356 nt
Organism: Archocentrus centrarchus (flier cichlid)
Lineage: Eukaryota; Metazoa; Chordata; Actinopteri; Cichliformes; Cichlidae
Gene: spire1b
Product: spire-type actin nucleation factor 1b
Biological process (GO): actin filament polymerization; actin filament network formation; actin nucleation
Cellular component (GO): cytoplasmic vesicle membrane; cell cortex
Molecular function (GO): microtubule binding; actin binding
Source: RefSeq, a predicted model, not a curated record
CCGAGGAGGCUGCGAUCACAUAAACACACGGGAUCUUAUGACUGCUGGUAGCAAAACCUGAACAUUGGGCGGGCGGGGGAAACAGCCAGCGCUGUGCUGCUUGACUGGCCCGGGGAAGCAGGAGGGAAGCAUCAAUGCCUCCGGGUCGCUUCUUGCUCAUCGGUCUGGACCUGUUCUCGCCAUCGGGCCUCCUGCGCUGAGAGAAUGAAAGGAUGGAUGAACGACGAUGCGGCGGGGACAACGGAGGGCUGAAGGAUGCUGCUGCAGCGACUCGCCGGGAUGAGGAGCAGCAUCACAACACGAUGAAUUCACCGGAGGAAGCAGGAGCGGAGAGUCUGUCUCUGGAGGAGAUACUGAGGCUUUAUAACCAGCCCAUCAAUGAGGAGCAGGCAUGGGCGGUGUGUUACCAGUGCUGCAGGACGCUGGCGAAGGAACACCGGGGCAGAAGGAGCUCCGCUGCCACCGCCGCCGGAGCAUCAUCAGCAGCGGCACCGCGGAGGAUAUCCGGACCGGGGGAUGUUAGAAUACAAAAAGACGGGUCUGUGAGAAUGGACCACCAGGGCUGUGAAGGUAAAUACAGCCCUUGCACAACAACAGAGGUGAUCGAGUCUCUGGGGAUCAUGAUUUACAAGGCUCUGGACUACGGGCUGAAGGAGAAUGAGGAAAGGGAGCUGAGUCCUCCUCUGGAGCAGCUCAUUGACCUCAUGACCAACAUGGCUGAGGCCGAGAGGGACGCCUGCCCAGAUGAAGGCUAUGAGGCCACAGAGGAAGAGGAUGAGGUGGAGGAUGACCCUGAUAACAUGUCCAGUAUUCGUGGAUAUGGAGAUAUCCUUAAGCUGUGUACAGCUCAUCUACCCAGUGUGUCAGAUGCACCCAGUCACUACCAGGCAGUGUGCCGAGCCCUGUACACAGAAACCAGAGAGCUGCGCACUUUCCUGGAGAAGAUCAAGAGUGCCAAAGAGAACCUCCGUAAGAUGGAGGAGGAGUCAUCGGAGGAGCCUGGCCGAGACCUGAACGAGUUGCAAAAUGCUGACUGGGCUCGAUUCUGGGUUCAGGUGAUGAGGGACCUGCGUGAAGGAGUCAAGCUGAAGAAGGUCCAGGAGCGUCAGUACAACCCUCUGCCUAUUGAGUACCAGCUCACUCCCUAUGAGAUGCUCAUGGAUGACAUCAGGUCCAAACGCUACAAACUGCGCAAAGUCAUGGUCAAUGGAGACAUCCCACCGAGAUUAAAGAAAAGUGCUCAUGAAGUCAUCCUGGAGUUCAUCAGGUCCAGACCACCUCUCAAUCCUGUGUCAGCUCGGAAGCUGAAGCCACAGACUCAGCCUCCUCCCACGCUGCACGAGCGGAUCCUGGAGGAGAUCAAAGCAGAGAGGAAACUUCGCCCGGUGUCUCCUGACGAGGUCCGCAGGGGAAGGCUGGAUGAGUUUAGUCCACGCAUGGGCAGGAGGACAUCCAGCUCUCUGUCUCUUGCCAACGGAUCUGCAUCUCCCCGAGUAGAACCCUCCGGAUCUCAGUCUGUUCCUCAGAGGAAGAGGCUCCUGAAGGCUCCCAGCCUCGCCGAGCUGGACAGCUCCGACUCUGAUGAUGAGAUUGUUGGACACAAAUCAGUGAGCAGCUCCAGUGUGGCGACAUCUCUGAUGGAUGACACAUCCCCAGAGUCUGUGCCGGGGAAGAAAACUCCGCCCAUGUUCCUGCCCAUCUCCUCUACACCUCAGCCAGAGAGGCGUCACCCCCCGAGGAGGCACUCCAUCGAGAAGGAAACGCCCACUAAUGUCCGACCAUUUCAGCCGCCCUCCAAACAGAGCUCGAAGUCCCUGGAGGAGUUCUGUUUUCCCGUGGAGUGUCUGUCUCUGACGGUGGAGGAGGUGAUGCACAUCAGACAGGUGCUGGUGAAGGCAGAGCUGGAGAAGUUCCAGCAGUACAAAGACAUCUACAACGCUAUGAAGAAGGGAAAGCUUUGCUUUUGCUGUCGAACCAAAAGGUUUUCCUUCUUCACCUGGUCCUACACCUGCCAGUUCUGCAAAAAGCCUGUGUGUUCACAGUGUUGCAAAAAGAUGCGGCUGCCAUCCAAACCUUAUUCCAGCUUGCCCAUCUAUUCCAUUGGCUCGACCAACACUCUCCCCAGGGAGAGAAUAAGUUCCAUGGCUGCUGUAGGACAGGGACUGUCAGUGGCUGGAGGGCCAGGUCCAUCUACACUGGGAUGGGCUGCUGCUGCGCCCCCCACCUCGAAAGAAGCUGCAAAAGGUGCAUCUAAAGGUGCCGGAAAAGCUUCUGGAGCAGCAACAGCUGCUAAAUCGGACAAGUCUUCCGGUAACCCACAGCGCCACGGCAUCCAGAAGACCAUGUCUAAGUUUUCAAAGCACGGCUCUUUAAAGUCUCAUGAAGAACUGGAGCUUCCCCCAGAGCUGACAGAGGACUGGGCUACCAUGGAGGUCUGUGUGGACUGCAAGAAGUUCAUCUCUGACAUAAUCGCCUCCAGCAAACACAGUCUGUCAUUGGCCACCAAGAGGGCUCGCUUAAAACGCAAGACCCAGUCCUUCUACAUGUCCUCCCCUAAAGGAAGGGAAGAGUACCAUCCCUCCGAACGAACAAUCAGCGAAAUCUGAAACAUCUCAUCUCUUUGUCUGGCUGUUUCCAGCUCCAAUGGCACAAAACUGGACAUGAUCCUACUGUAUAAGUGGACUUGAGUCAGAGAAAGCUGCCUGAAUGGCUGUAUGAACCUUGGUGGUGGAUAGUGUGGUUUUGGCUGCUGCAUCCUGCUCGUGAUCAGCUUCUCUAGACAACAACACACUGUAGAUCUGCCAGUCUGUUUUGUGCGUGUGUGUUUUUUAAAUAUAAUAAUAUAUCAGAAAAUCCUUUAAACUGUGGACACAGACAUUUGACUCAACAGAGACAAAGUGCAAAGCAAAGGGGACUGACUUCCCUCCUCUCUGAUGGUGCCACAGUCCCGUCUACCCCAACUCGCGCUCAUAUAAAAGCACAAAAUGGAGGAACGGUCGUAUCAUAAACUAAGAGUGACGGUCAUAAAAAAGAAGAUUAAACUGUACAUUUUGUAUGAGCUAUAAUUUAGUUUUUUACGUGUGUGUACAGUAAAUGAUUGUUCGAUUAAAAUGUCACCCUCUGGAUUUUUGCUGAUGAUGCUCAGGGAGACUCUCACUCCUCUCUGUUACUGACAGCACUCUUGAAAGCAUGCUUCCCCAUGUUUUAUUUUCCUCCACAGGUUGCAUCACAAAGGAAUCAAAAUGUUUAACAAAUAUUGAGUUCACGUGAGAUGCUCUUGCUCAUAUUUAGAGGCUGAUUGAGAAAAACUAAAUUAAGGCCUUAAUAAAAUAAUAAAAUCAUUUUUCCGCACAGUA